Messenger RNA from Protomyces lactucae-debilis, 1362 nucleotides. RefSeq names its product P-loop containing nucleoside triphosphate hydrolase protein. Gene Ontology annotation, cellular component: nucleus. Gene Ontology annotation, molecular function: ATP hydrolysis activity; DNA replication origin binding. Bases 1 to 1362 code for a protein of 453 amino acids. The record is from RefSeq and is a predicted model, not a curated record. Gene Ontology annotation, biological process: mitotic DNA replication checkpoint signaling; cell division; DNA replication initiation. Lineage: Eukaryota; Fungi; Ascomycota; Taphrinomycetes; Taphrinales; Protomycetaceae. The transcript has a single exon.
AUGUCCUCACUCGGCAAGCGCACAAGGAGAGUAGCCGCAGCAGACCCAGUCACUCCCUCAAAGCGCAGAAUCAUACAGCUCCUCACACCAGACACAACGCCCACAAAGCCAUCCCCGAGCCGCAUCGCGUCUCUCAAGCAGCGCAGUACGCCUAGCUCAGUAGGAUCGCCCUAUUCUCCCACAAAAUCAAUUCUGCGUCGUAAUGCAGUCACACCAGUGGUUGGUCGCGAAGAGGAGUCCCAGGCACUGCAAGCAUUUCUAGAGGAUCCAGAGCAGCCGCUCUUGUAUAUCUGUGGGCCGCCUGGCACGGGCAAGUCGGCAACAGUCUCGCAGUACACACAAACACUUCCUGUCGCGAACUCUCAGCGGGUCUUUAUCAAUUGCGUGUCUCUCAAACGACCGGAUGAAGUGUACGCGACGAUCCUGGCAAGCAUUGACCCAACGGCUGCCUGUGCGACUGCAUCUGCAGCACGCAAACGGCUGACUGCAUACACAAAGCUGUCAACCUCACAUCAACUCAUCUUAAUUUUGGAUGAAAUGGACUACCUCUCCUCCAGCAGCCUUGAUACACUCUACGCACUCUUCGAACUUGCUAAUGGCAAACACGUCAAAAUCAUUGGUAUUGCCAAUGCCCUCAAUCUCACAGACACUGUGCUUCCACACUUACAAGCAACGGGCAUUCAGCCCACCAUUCUGCGCUUCAAACCCUACACCCCUGCUGAAAUCACACGAAUUCUGACGGCGCGUGUCAAUGCCAUUGCGAAUCCAGCACAGACACUCGUGGAUCCACCUGCACUCUUAUUGCUCGGUCGAAAAGUAGCCAAUGCAACAGGUGAUAUUAGGAAAGCGUUGGAUAUUCUACGACGCGCAGUAGAGCUCGUUGAAGUGGAACAUCGCAGUAUUCUCACUGAAAUGGACACAAAUGCACCAAGCACACUCCUUCCAAAAGUCACGCUGAAGCAUGUCGCUCAAGCAGCGGCACAAGCCUUAACGGCUGGUAUGGCUACCUCUGACCAUCUUCGCAAACUCAGUCUGCAUGAACUUGCAUGUCUCUGCACCUUGGCCUCACAAAAGACAAACACCAUUGCAGAAACGUAUGAAGCCUACGUACGUCUUUGCAAACGUGACAAAAUGACCACAGCACUUGUCAGGACGGAGUUCACGAAUAUCUGUGAGGCCUUGGUGGAUCGUGGCAUGUUGGCGAUUCCGAGGGGUAAAGUUGGGUCUGCUCGAAUGAUGAGGCAAGGAAGUGGUCAAGGGCAGCAUGGACAAGAAUCACGACCUAUUGUGCUCGCUGUAUCGGAGAUGGAAGUAUUGAAUGCUAUUGGCGAUUUGGGCGUGUUGAGGCGCUUCUUUGAAUGA